Messenger RNA from Microcebus murinus (gray mouse lemur), 2641 nucleotides. The record is from RefSeq and is a predicted model, not a curated record. NCBI's taxonomy places the organism in Eukaryota, Metazoa, Chordata, Mammalia, Primates, Cheirogaleidae.
CCGCGCGUGGGCGGCUCUGACCAAUAACGACUGUUGUUACAGCGAACAGCUUGACCGCGUUUGUAAAAGGCCGCGGCAGGCGAAGAGAGAAGAGGUGAGGGCGGUCAUCAGCGAGGGGCCCUGGGGCCUGCGGGGGGGCGCAGGGCAGGCUGUCAAGAUCUCCAGUUAGGGCAGUGGGAAUCUUCUUUGACUGUGGAACAUUGGGCAGGAGCUUUGCCAUUGGAUGGUCAAGAAAGAGGCAGCAGAAUGUCUGCAUUGUUACACCACAGUGUUCAGACUUCAGAAGACUGCAGGCUGAGCAGUAUCAUUUACUCUGCAAGUGAUUAUGUCUUCACCUGUCCUCUCUGAUCAUCAGAAACUAAUGAAACAUCUUUUAGGUCUUAUGAAUUCAGGUAACAGUGUUUUCCAGAUGCCCUGGCAGCUGGUACAGGGCCUGUGAAAAAAUGGAAUCAAACUCUCUGAGGACUAAAGUCCCAGCUUUCUUAUCUGACUUGGGGAAGGCCACAUUGAGGGGAAUCAGAAAGUGUCCCCGAUGCGGCACAUACAAUGGAACCCGGGGACUGAGCUGUAAGAACAAGACAUGUGGAACCAUAUUUCGAUACGGUGCACGGAAGCAGCCUAGUGUUGAAGCUGUCAAAAUCAUCACAGGCUCUGACCUGCAGGUCUACUCAGUGCGGCAAAGAGACAGGGGCCCUGAUUACCGAUGCUUUGUGGAGCUGGGUGUUUCGGAGACAACGAUCCAGACAGUAGAUGGGACCAUCAUCACUCAGCUGAGCUCUGGGCGGUGCUAUGUCCCCUCAUGCCUGAAGGCUGCCACCCAAGGCGUUGUGGAAAACCAGUGCCAGCACAUCAAGCUGGCAGUGAACUGCCAGGCAGAGGCCACACCUCUGACCUUGAAGAGCUCAGUCCUAAAUGCAAUGCAGGCUUCCCCAGAAACCAAACAGACCAUCUGGCAGUUGGCCACAGAACCCACGGGUCCCCUGGUACAGAGGAUUACUAAAAACAUCUUGGUGGUGAAAUGCAAGGCAAGCCAGAAGCAUAGUUUGGGGUAUUUGCAUACAUCUUUUGUGCAGAAAAUCAGUGCCAAAAGCUUGCCUGAGCGCCGCUUCUUCUGCUCCUGCCAGACUCUGAAAUCCCACAAGUUGAAUGCCUCCAAGGACGAGGCAGCCCAGAGAUGCAUUCAUUUCUUUGCUUGCAUCUGUGCCUUUGCCAGUGACGAGACAUUGGCUCAGGAAUUCUCAGACUUCCUAAAUUUUGAUUCCAGCGGUCUUAAAGAGAUUAUUGUGCCCCAGUUAGGUUGCCAUUCAGAACCAACAGUAUCAGCUUGUGAGUCUACUGCCUCUAAGCCAAAGAAGAGGAAAAAGGAUGAAGUAUCUGGUGCACAGAUGAACAGUUCACUAUUGCCUCAAGAUGCAGUGAGCAGUAAUCUAAGGAAAAGUGGCCUGAAAAAGCCUGUGGUUGCUUCUUUAUUAAAAAGGCAAGCCUGUGGGCAGCUAUUAGAUGAGGCACAAGUGACUUUAUCCUUCCAAGACUGGCUGGCCAGCGUCACAGAACGCAUCCAUCAGACCAUGCACUAUCAGUUUGAUGGCAAACCAGAGCCACUGGUGUUCCAUAUUCCUCAAUCCUUUUUUGAUGCCCUGCAACAGAGGAUAUCAAUAGGAAGUGCGAAAAAACGGCUCCCCAACUCUACCACAGCUUUUGUUCGGAAAGAUGCCUUGCCACUGGGAACCUUUUCCAAGUAUACCUGGCAUAUCACUAAUAUCCUGCAAGUUAAACAAAUCUUAGAUACCCCAGAGAUGCCCUUGGAAAUCACUCGUAGCUUUAUCCAAAACCGAGAUGGAACUUACGAGCUGUUUAAAUGCCCUAAAGUGGAAGUAGAGAGCAUAGCAGAAACCUAUGGUCGUAUGGAAAAACAACCAGUGCUACGACCCUUGGAACUAAAAACUUUUCUCAAAGUUGGCAACACUUCCCCAGAUCAAAAGGAGCCAACACCUUUCAUCAUCGAGUGGAUCCCAGAUAUCCUUCCCCAAUCCAAGAUUGGCGAGCUACGGAUCAAGUUUGAGUACGGUCACCACCGGAAUGGGCAUGUGGCAGAGUACCAAGACCAGCAGCCUCCCCUGGACCAGCCCUUGGAACUGGCCCCUCUGACCACUAUCACUUUCCCUUGAGGCAAAACAAGAGUCUUUUUGCUGCUAAUUUGCACAUCCCCAACCCUUGACAACUUUAAAUACUAGUUAGGCACGUAGAUAUCUGGCUCUGUUCCUUGGUAAACUGCUCUUAGCUAAGUUAACAAUUUCUCAACACUUUCAAGUGGAUUCUGUUGAAGAAAAACUCUUCUUGUAAAUGGCCUUUUUGGUGCUGCUGUGUACAGUCUUCAUUAUACAUUGGGCAGUAUUUUUAAAAGGAACAAAAAGAAAAUCAGCUCAUUUUCCUUCUUAUGGAUUCACCUUUAGAAUUUGUUUCAACCUUUUUCUAAUUCUCUAAGAAGUUAGCAGCACUCAGCCUUAUUACACCAAUAGUGUUGAAAAGUUAAUCAUACCCUGGUAAGGGCAGAAUGUUAAGGACCAUCCAGGCAGAGUUCUAGCCAUGCUCUUUAUUCUGUUCUCAAAUAAAGCACAGUGUCACUAGUUUUUCCAAAUUA